Linum trigynum is the source of this 2612-nucleotide messenger RNA. Lineage: Eukaryota; Viridiplantae; Streptophyta; Magnoliopsida; Malpighiales; Linaceae. The record is from the annotation of a GenBank genome assembly.
UCCAUCUCGUUAGGUUUCUCUCUCUUCUCUCUUGUUUCUUUUCUUUCUCCCGACAGUCUCUCCAUCGCCGGCCGUCUCUCUAUGAAUCCUCCCCAGAAAACGGAAGACGAUCUCUUCCACCACCACCACCACCACCACCACCACGAUCUGGGCCCACCUCCGGCACCGGUCAUCAUCCCCAAUCAUUAUCAAUCUCAGCCGUCCAUUCAAGAAGACCUCUACUUCCGCUCCUCUUCCCCCGACUCACCCAGUCAAUCCUCCGACAACGACGAUUCCUCCCUCCUGCUCCUCCACCGCCACAAUGAACCGAAGCCGCGGCCAAAGCCGCUGUUCAUCAGCCCAGAGUCGCACAUCUCCUCCCAAUUCUACACUUUCAACGCGGACUCCCACUCGCUCAUGAUCCGCUGCAUCCUGGAGCACCGCCUUGCUACCCCUGACGAGAUCCGCGCUGCCACUCACCGCUCCGUCCUCAAGUCCUGGCGCGCCGUCUGGAAGGAUCGCAACGAGGACACCGCUUACGUCACCGGCUGGAAGCGGAUCCAGGAGAAGCUCGCCGCCCACGUCGACCCCACUUCCGGUAACGAAUUCCUCUGCUUCAAGAAUAACACCCAGCAGUUUGUUUCCCACAUUAAUCAAUGGCAGGACAUUGUUAUGAGCUUCCAUGGGGAUGCGGAUUUGAAACAUUUAGGCCUUCGAGAGACGAUUGAGCGGAUUAAGCAGAUUUGGACUGUAGGGGCCAAAUUUUAUGGAAUCCCUGAGAGUUACAUUAGGGUUUGUGUCGCUGCCUGCCCUGUUUGCUCCGCAUCCGAGGGCUCUGCCUCCAGAAACAAACGUCGUCGUUUCGAGUACACCGAGUCAUUUGAUUUGCCUGCCAAGGAUGUACCUGAUAAGCUGCAGCAGUUGGCUGCCAAACACAAGGUUGUGCUCUGCAUUAGGCAGAAGUACAUUAGGUAUAAGCCGUUUAUGGCCGAGGUUAAGGAUUAUGCUUGUCACAGGGCUGGGGAACCUGCAGCAAAGAAGUCUAGAAUGCUUAAGAGGGAGCCGUAUGCUUCCAAGAGGUGUGGCUGUGGUUUUAGGAUUAGGGCAAUUGUGCCAAUUGCAAAUUAUAACGACAAGGAUAAGACAUUUGUGUAUCAAGAAGAAGGGGUGGCCGUGUUUAAGCUCUAUGCUGUGCAUUCAGGGCACGAGCCGGGACCUUUGGAUGGGAAUGCUAGGAUUAUGCACAGAGUUGUUGGGCAUAAAGGUGGUUUUAUGACGGACCAAGAAAUGGACUAUGGCGUGCGUGAAGAUGUAGAUGGUGAAGGGUUUGGGUUGUUUGGCAAGGAUGAAGGGCAGUUUCAGCUGUCCGUCAUGCAGCAGGUGCAGGAGUUAAAAGCUGAGAUUAGUCUUUUAGAAGGGAGAUUGAGGAAAGUUCCGAGUGAGUAUUUGGGUUCGGUAUCUCAAGAACUGUUUGAUGUUGUUAAUAAAGUUAGGAGUAUUGGGGAUGAGAGCUCAAAGACGAUUAGUUUGCUUCCUGACAAGCCUAAUUCUGACGAUGCCUUGGUGGGAGAGGAUGAAUUGGUUCAUUGGAGCGAUCAUCCUGAGAGGAUAUAUGGUAAUGGAAAGGAGACAGAGUUGAUUGAUGACGACGACAAUGACAGUUUCGGAAGGACACUUGGGGAUGUAGUAGUCCCUUGGGACCAGAUGAGAGCAGAAUGCAGGAGUGAGAAGGAUCUGAUUAGUGAGUCCUGUAAGCCUCCUAAAUGGUUGAAAUGCAGUGAUUUUGACGAGAAGAGCAUUCUUGAAUGUGAAGAUAGUAAGCUAACAAAGCCUUUGAGGCACGAUGACGAGGCUAUAGUAACAGAUGUAGGUCUGAUUCAAGUUGACAGUUUCUAUCAAGACAAUCCCAAGUGGUAUGAUUCACCUUGUGGGCUGGACUCCACUGGAGAUUGCGGGGAUAGUGAAUUCAGACAUGGCGAGAUGGUUUAAACUCUCCUGGGAGAGGUCAGAUUAAACUCACUUCUAACAUAGUUGUGUCGGGUUUGUACUGUGCCUCGAUACAUCCAUUCUUGCUGCUCAAAAUUGGGCUGUACAUUUCAUGUAUACUGAAGAUUGGAGAAUUGCACGAAGGGUUUAGGGGUGUGUUAUUUCCUGUAAAGCAUGAACAAUGAGCUUUGUUGCACAUAGCAUGUCUGUAAGUAUUGUAAACCAGCCAACUUCUCGUGGGAUGUUUAUUUGCUCUCUCUGACAGUAGAGAGAAUUCGAUUAUUGUUCAUUUGAAAGUUUGUUAGUUUUUCUUCCAUUUUAUUGUUUAUUGGUUUCAUUGUUGCAUGUAUGUAUUGCCUUAAUUCCUGUUUCCUUAUUCCUUUGGGUUUGGAACUGAGCUUGUUUGCAAUAGCUAUUAAGCAGUUUAUUCUUGCUGUUUCUUUCCCGUCUUUCUAACCAAGCAUUGAAUGCCAUGGAUUGGUAGUCUUCUUAUGCGAAGCUGUGUACAUGUCCUCGAAAAUUAUGGCAUCAGUUUUGAAUCCUGCUGCCUCGACAAUUCUGCCGUCGCUUGAAGUUCGUGUGCCUUGAUUCAUUCCAACAAGUAGCUUUCAAACUAAAGCGUCAAGGAAUGAAUACUGUAUGUGAUG